AUUAUUAUUAUUAUUUUUUUAACGUUUAUUUAUUUUUGAGACAGGGAGAGACAGAGCACGAAUGGGGGAGGGGCAGAGAGAGAGGGAGACACAGAAUCGGAAACAGGCUCCAGGCUCCGAGCCAUCAGCCCAGAGCCCGACGCGGGGCUGGAACUCACAGACCGCGAGAUCGUGACCAGAGCUGAAGUCGGACACUUAACCGACUGAGCCACCUACGCGCCCUUUUAGAGUCUGCUUUUAGAAAUGUUAGGAAAAAUAUUUGUAUGAUUAGGGAAGGUUUAUAUCCAUAGCCCUAUCCCUCCAAAAAAAUCCCAUAUAACCAUGUCUGCUGUCACUUGUCUUUUUAAACACUUAAUGAUUCUGUCAGCAAACAUUUGCCAAUAAAGUCAUGGCUUUAUUGCUUAAAGAUGUCUAAUAUAUUAAGUAUGCAAAACUCUUUCACUUGAAAUCCACACAAUCUAUGAAUGAGACCUUUAAAGGAUAUACAGGUGGUAUUUUCUUCACUUCACUAUAAUGUUCAAAAUAAGGUGGUUAAUUUUUACAAAAUUACAAUCAUUAAUACCAAAAUACAGAUCAAUUAAAGAUUCCAAUAGUAAAAAUAUUAAGGCAAACAUUCCCUCCUUCACCUACAGCCAAACUGUGAAAUUAAGGCUUCCGAAAUUAACAGAAUAAAUAAAAGACACUAUUGCUCCACGUAUCACAUAAGGUAAACCUGGCAUUCAUGGAUGCACUGUCAUCCGUUAACUAGAUCUUUAUGAAAUAGCAUAACUUUACAACCACAGGUGGCAUUUCCAAUUACGCUAGUACUUUACAACAUAUACUGUUAGUUUUCAGGAUCAAGAGGAAGUCUCUCAAUCACAGUGCUAUUUCAAGUGGCAACUAUAUUUAUCUUUUUGCAUUUUUUAACGUAAUGGAGAGACUUAGUUACCAGCUCACAAAGGUGAGCUAGGCCACUUGUCACUGAUGAAGAGGGCUCCAAUUGCUGGCUACUCAACAUGUGGUUUUGGCACAGAGCACAUGGCAGGAAUUUAGCAUUUCCAGAUCCAGAACGUAGAGCUGUGGUAGGCACCUCGGAAAUUCUAGAGGAGAAUUUGAAAUCUUUUUAGUAAGUUUUAGGGCCAAGAAGUGAUCCCAACGGUAUUUAAGUAAAGAAAGGAAAAAGAAGAGGAGGAGGCGGAGGAGAAGGAGGAGAGAAAAGAAGGAAAAAUAACUCUGUUUGGAGCUCUUGGGGAUAUUAAAUGAGAGCACAUACAUAAAGUGUCCAACAAGGUUACCAAAAUGCACUAGGUGCUCAAUAAUGUUAGACAAAUUUGAAUAUUGGGAAUUUUAUUGAGCAAAAAUAGGGUUAUUUAAGAUUAAUUAUGUCAGUAGUUUUGUUAGCACCUUUAGCAUCUAGGAACUGGGGAGACAUAGCACCUAAAAGGAAUUCAAUUAUCACCCAAAAUACUGGCCACUGAAAUUCACCAAUAUUGCAAAAUGUAGUGAGAUUUCUUUCUUGGUUAAGCUGUAAUCCCCCAGGUCUGGGUUAUUUAGCUCAGCUGGUGGAUAAACAUCAUGGAUUAUAGCCAUGUACAAGUCAAGCUUUAUAAAGAGAAAGACACUGAGAUGCUAAGAUUAUGCACCAUAUCCCAUAUCCCUAUCACACAAAGAAGUCUGGGUGUCACAAGAGGGAUUGCAUAAAAGGGUGCAGUCAGCUUAAAGCGAACACAUCUUAAUUUCUUGAAAAUGUAAAGCAUACCUAUAAGGUCACAUCAUAUAUAGGAACAAGUUCAAAAACCCGUUUUUUGAGUCCACUAGAGUUCCACGUUAAGAGAAGUAAUUUCCUUGUUAUGACCAAUGUGUUUGCUCUCCAAAUGUUUUUUAAAAAGUUGUACAUAGAACACAACUUCACAAUUGAGGUUUCCAAGAUGAUAAGAAUCUGUUAACUUUACACCUUAAUUAUUUCAGAUUUUUCUACUACAGAGAAAAAUAAAAGGCCACAAAAAGAAAACCCAAAGUAUUCAGGUACUGUAUUCAAAUUUAGAGGACAAAGAUGGGGUCAACAUGAAAAUAAUAAUUAUCUGAUACAUGCAUUAUCUGAACUCACUUUAACCUUAUGGGAAUUUCUUCUAAAUUUGGAAUCUCAAAAAAUAAACAUUUUUAAGUGGAGUCAUCAGUCAUUUCUAAAUGCUUUGCAAUACAUUUUAAAUGAGAGAAAUUAAAUAUUCUGCUGAUUCAAGGCACUAACAUCACAAAUCCAUUCCCACUCGGUUGGCCAAAGUAUGUCAGAAAAAUAACUUUUAGUACAAGAUUCAGUUCAUCAUUCCCUGUAGAACAAAGAAGAAGUUCCUCUGAUAAUUUUUCCGGUAUUCUCUUUCUUCGCAAAAAUAGGAAAAUAUCUCUGUAACUUAUUCUCCUCCAGUAAGAGUCCAUGGGAAUUGUUGCAAGUGGGCGGUACCCUUCUCUGAUCUCGGUGCUACCUCAGCUUUGGGUAACUUUGAUCCCAUUUAUCCACUAAGCUGUGCUCAUUUAAAAAAAGUAGAUCUGUGACAACCACUGCAAUAUAUUAAAAGUGAUUUAUACAGCUGGCAGCACACUGGAAGUUAAGAACUAACAACAUAUCAACUCUAACAAAAACACACAUUUUUCCACUCUGUGACACAGAAAGUGGACAGCAACAUGUGCGAUGCACCAAAGAUCUAACCCCUAAAGAAUCUAAUUAGAAAAUCAAAUAUCUGGAUAGAAUAAGCACAUUUCCUCAAUAAGCAAUUUUAAAGAAAAUCUAAAGCUGUCUUUUCAAGUCUAUUUCCAGUUUUACAGUAACCUUUCUUCAUGGGUAGACCAUAACAGAAUGAGGAUUAUUCUCAGAAAUGUGCUCAGUUAUACUUAAAUUGUAUUUAACCUCUCAGUGAUCUCUGCCUUUAUUGGCACUGUGAAAAAUAAACAGCUGUAUCAUGCCUUUCUGGACAGUCAGGCUUUAUUUACAUAGCUUUGAGACAAGGAGACAAAAGACAUCCCUUAACAAUUGUCUUUUGGCAAUCUCAGUUUUGAGUGGAAUAUAUAAUACAAAUUUUUAUAUAGAAAGCGACUUGCAAAUAUGCAUGUAAAAACAUAUCCAUAGACCAAUAUAAGAUACAGUGGCUAUGAAGUCUCUUGAAGUACAAAUUUAUAAACUGACCACCAGACACAGAACUUGGAUCCGCAACGGAGAAGAAUCAUUAUUAGCCUGAAAAAAAAAAUUAAAAUGCCACUGCCACCAACCUGGAAAAAAAUCACAUAGGAAACAGAAAACAAUAAUCACCGGAAAACCUGUGUCUUGUAAAGAUUUCUUUCCAUCAGAAGAUGCAGAAACAUUUUCCCCCGAGGUGCGAAUGAAAACGUUUCUCAAGCACCCCCAGUUUCUUCCCUGCUUUCUCCCCCAGGCGCCAGUGUAGACGGCCGGUAUGGACUUUUUUCCAGAGAUGAGAAGUCGAAAUUUGCACUUUAUCGGGAGCGGGUGCACUUUUCCCCCCGGCCCCCCUUUCCUCUGCCUCCAAGAUGGUAGGAAAGUUGUCGUUUCGGAGGGCAGAGGAGCGGCUCUCUGGUGUUAUGUCCUCGCAGUGCCUGUAGUGGUGCUGUAGGAGGCUGCUGCCUCUUCUUGUGCAGCCCCGGCAGCCCUGCCUUCUUGGCUGGAGAGUAUAUUCAGGGAUUUCCCCUUAAUAAUCACCGACCCUGGGAGCACUUUUUAGUUUCCAAAAUAAAAAUAUGAUCCUCACCCCUCUUGCUUGACAGGGAAAGGCUCUCGCCGGAGCCCAGGGGGGAGCAGUAGCAGCGGCAGCCGAGCUUCCUAGUCCAUUGCCAGCGCCUCUCACUCUGAUCUGUCAGCCCGGCCGAGGGAAAAGGGGGGAAGGAGAAAAAAAAAAAGCAGCUGAAAGGUAAGCAGAGGCGGCCCCAGGCCCGGCCCACAUCCCCGGGCUCCCGUAGGGCGGCGGGCAGGGCCGCGCAGGCAGGGCGGGCGGCGAGCGCGCUUACGUGAGGCCGGGGAUCCGCCGGCCCGCGUCAGGCCCCGGGCAGAGAAUGAAAGGACAAUCUGCUUCAUCUUGAUUCUGCAGCAUUCCAAACUGUGGUAUCCUUGGGGUUCUCUUAACAUUGCUAUGGUGCAGAAGAUUUAAAAUCAGCUGAUGUUCACAAGGAAUAGAGUCACGUGAUGUAUGAAGGGAAACAUAUACACUUCUCUGAGGUUGACAAUAAGCCCUUGUGCUCAUAUAGCCCCAAACUGUGCAAGCAGCGGCGACUCAACGGCUACGCUUUCUGUAUCAGACACGUUCUGGAGGACAAGACUGCCCCCUUCAAGCAAUGUGAAUAUGUGGCCAAAUAUAACAGCCAACGCUGCACCAACCCAAUCCCCAAAUCAGAGGAUCGUAGGUACUGCAACAGCCACUUGCAGGUACUUGGCUUUAUCCCGAAAAAAGAGAGGAAGAAAAAGAAUGAUCCUAUAGAUGAGGUAAAGGUCAGGCACCAGAUGGAUGCCAUGGCUUUCAGCCUGACGGUGCCCACGCUGGCCUUGAAGAUGCCCAAUGGACUGGAUGGAAUGUCCCUCUCUCCGCCCGGGGCUAGGGUCCCUCUCCACUACCUGGAAACUGAGUUGGAAGACCCGUUUGCUUUCAACGAGGAAGAUGAUGACCUAAAGAAAGGGGCAACUGUGAGAAAGAAGUUGCAGAGCAAGUUGGCCCAGAAUCGGCAGCGCCAGAGAGAGACCGAGAUUUUAAAAGUUCGACAAGAGCACUUUAGUCCCCCUCCUGCACCUUCACAGCAGCAGCCCCCGCAGCAGCACCCCCACCCGUCACCCUCCCCCACUUCUUUAAAACCUCCGGCGCCGCCGCCACCGCAGGGUUUCGUCUGCAAGUCCCCUCCACCUCCGAACACCAGCCUACCACUGCAGGGAGUGGCCCCCACCACACACACUAUAGCACAAGCAAGGCAGUCGUCUCACAAGAGGCCGCUGCCCCUCCUGCCCUCCGGCAGGGCGCCCGCCGCGGACCCGCCCAGCACUGAUCGGGUCCUUAUGAAAGCCACAGCCUUCUCUCCACACUUCUCCUGCAUCAGCCGACUGCAGAGACUGGUGAGACUGUGCACCCAGAAACAUCAGCUGGACACCGAUCUGUUCCCCCAUCUAGGGUUGGACUGGUCGGAAGAGAGCGGAGAGGAACCGGAGGACUCCGAGCAGGCCUCGCCAUAUCAGGUGGCAUGGUCCAUCCGAGAAACCCUCAGAUAUGAAAGACACACGUCAGAUGACGAUGAUACGGAGAGUAGGAGCUCCAGGGUGACCCAACUUUGCACUUACUUUCAGCAGAAAUAUAAGCACCUCUGCCGCCUGGAGCGGGCAGAAUCUCGUCAAAAGAAAUGCCGGCACACGUUUAGGAAAGCCUUGCUGCAGGCGGCCAGCAGAGAACCCGAGUGUACCGGUCAGUUAAUCCAGGAACUGCAGAGAGCUGCGUGCAGCCGAACCAGCAUAAGCCGGACCAAGUUGAGGGAGGUGGAACCAGCAGCAUGCAGUGGAACCGUGAAGGGUGAACAGUGCCCUAACAAAGCCCUUCCAUUCACCAGACAUUGUUUCCAACAUAUCCUCUUGAACCGCUCUCAGCAGCUUUUCUCAAGUUGCACGGCCAAGUUUGCAGACGGACAGCAGUGCUCUGUGCCCGUGUUUGACAUUACACACCAGACCCCUCUGUGUGAAGAACAUGCCAAAAAAAUGGAUAAUUUCUUGAGAGGAGAUAGCUCCCGUAAAGUUCAGCACCAGCAGCAGAGGAAACCCAGGAAAAAAACCAAGCCUCCUGCACUUACCAAAAAACACAAGAAGAAGAGACGGCGUGGACCUCGUCGACCCCAAAAACCCAUUCCCCCUGCAGUCCCCCAAGGGAACCUCAGCAUGCCCACCAGCGUCUCACUGCCAGUGGAGACCGCUCAGAUCCGGAGCCCAUCCACGCCGGAGCUGAGUGCUGAUGAGUUGCCGGACGACAUUGCCAAUGAGAUCACUGACAUUCCACAUGACUUGGAAUUGAACCAGGAGGACUUUUCAGACGUCCUGCCACGGCUGCCUGAUGACUUACAAGAUUUUGAUUUUUUUGAAGGAAAGAACGGAGACCUUCUUCCAACUACCGAAGAGGCCGAGGAACUUGAGCGGGCCUUGCAGGCUGUCACUUCUCUUGAGUGCCUGAGUACCAUUGGGGUACUUACCCAGUCAGAUGGUGUGCCAGUCCAGGAGCUGUCAGAGAGAGGAAUAGGGGUGUUCUCCACAGGUACUGGAGCUUCAGGAAUUCAGUCCUUGAGCCGAGAAGUAAACACAGACCUAGGGGAGCUACUGAAUGGGCGCAUAGUACAUGAUAAUUUUUCUAGUCUAGAGCUGGAUGAGAACCUGCUCCGUUCUGCUACCUUGUCUAACCCACCUACACCCCUGGCAGGGCAGAUCCAAGGGCAGUUCUCUGCCCCAGCCAACGUCGGCCUUACUUCUGCCACUCUGAUCAGCCAGAGUGCACUUGGGGAGAGAGCCUUCCCAGGACAGUUUCAUGGACUACAUGAUGGCAGCCAUGCCUCCCAGAGGCCACAUCCUGCCCAGCUGCUGAGCAAGGCAGAUGACCUAAUCACCUCACGACAGCAAUACAGCAGUGAUCAUUCACACUCCUCGCCCCAUGGAAGCCAUUAUGAUAGUGAGCACGUGCCGUCUCCCUACAGUGACCAUAUCACCUCUCCCCACACAACAUCUUACUCUGGUGAUAAUAUGGCAGCUACCUUUUCAGCAGAGAUGCCCAUCAUGGCGCAGCACUUGCUCCCAACCCAACUCGAGGUGCCACUUGGAGGAGUCGUGAACCCCAGAACUCACUGGGGCAAUCUCCCUGUCAACCUUGGAGAUCCCUCUCCAUUUAGCAACCUUCUUGGCGCAGAUGGACAUCUUCUUUCCACUUCCCUAUCCACGCCACCCACCACUUCGAACUCAGAGACCACACAGCCUGCCUUCGCCACCGUGACCCCCAGCAGCUCCAGCGUGCUUCCGGGGUUACCGCAGACCAGCUUCAGUGGCAUGGGGCCUUCUGCUGAACUCCUGGCCUCCACCUCUCCCAAGCAGCAACUCCCUCAGUUCAGCGCAGCCUUCGGCCACCAGCUGAGUUCUCACAGUGGCAUUCCUAAGGACCUGCAGCCCAGCCACAGCUCUAUAGCCCCUCCUACAGGCUUCACGGUAACAGGUGCCACAGCUACAAGUACCAAUAAUGCAUCUUCUCCCUUUACCUCCCCUAACUGAGCGCGUGUCUGUGUGUUUGCAGGCAGGUGGGGAACCUGGUGUUUUCUAUCUUUGUUUCCUGUUGAUCAUCCCUUUCCCCUUUUCCUAAAGAAGAUUUUAAAAAUAACAGAUGGGGACUAGAGGGGAACUCCUUUUUCCAGUUAAACAAGUAACCCUGCAGUGGACCUCGCUUCAGUGUUCACAUGUGCUCCUUUGCACUGGUGCUCAUUCCCUCCCGGCGGGUUCACUCUUACCCCAGUGGUUUCCUUAGUGGCUCAGCACAGUGACUGGAAAGAAUUGAUUUUUAGCAGCAAGUCCUAGAAGUGGAAGAUACCUCAGAUUACCAGUGCCCUUUACUAUUUCCUAGUAUUCAGAUCAAUGCUUUCCAUUCUAUUACCAGGUCUUUACAGAGGUGGUUCUAGAUAGAAUGGUCCUGUUCAUCGAGUUCCUGUGUAAGAGACAGCAAAUGGUGUGUAGGGACAGAUCAAGGCUCUGACUUAGCACCAACUGCUAAACACCGCACGAGGCCAGGAUUCCAUUCCUAAUUGUGAUCAUGUUCAAUUAAAAAGAAAAACAUUAUUAGUCUUCUGACCGCCUGUGUGUAUGUGUGCGCCCAUGUGUGUGUUUUUGUGCAGGGCAGGAAGCAGCUGUCCCAUGGUUGUUCUUUUUCUUUCUUUCUGGUUUUUUUUCUUUCCUAACGAGUAUAAUAAGGCUCUUACUUCUCCUUUCCCACGUCUCACAACCCUAAUAAGGUUGGUCAUCCUUUCCCACCGAAUUAACGAAGUUUCCCAAGUAGAGAGGGUGGUGGUCUGGUGACGUGAAUUGUACAACCCUCUUCCGCUAAGUUAUCUAAGAACACGAGAAGCUGAAUUCAUGUCAGGGCCGUGGGGAUGUCACAAAAAGCAUGGAGUGACUGCAGGGUUGCUGAGAUUCUGAGGUCUGGUGGUUAUUUUGCCUUUUUAGACAGGUGUUUGUUUCUCCAUCCUCUCUCAUGGAAUACAUUCACAAGAUGUAAUUAAAGACCAUAUUUUGAUGUGAAAAGCAGGCUAGGUCAGAUACGUUUGGAAAGAUGGAGUCUCCGAACUCCUUGGUCCAUCUUUUACUUUUGAAUUUUUCAUGUUUACAGUAGUGAUUCUUUGGUAAGAGUUGUAAAAUGUUGAAGACACUUGUAGAAUCAAUGUGCCAGUUGUGAAGUGACGUGUAAUAUCUGAAGGAUACACAUUUUAAAGUUUCUUUCAAAGCAGAAUAUGGAAAUUAGACCUAAAUUUUACCUACCCUGUUGGUACUUUUAAAACCAUUUAAGUACUUAGAUUUAAGUUGCAGAAAUUUUUUUAAAGUACCCAGAUUUUAGGGUUGAAAAUUAUAUUGGGUAGUUUAGUAAGUUGGUGACUAUGGAAAUGAAUAUGUGAGGUUUCUUUUUACCUGCCUUCUCCCCUGCCCCCUUCCCAAGGGUGGAACUAGAUUUUAAAGUCAUCUGUACUCUUCUGCUUUUGCUGAGAAGUUUCACCAUCCCCUGAGAUACCAUUGGCUAUUUAUACCUGAGUCUAGUCUAAUUUACAUAUAUAUAUUUUAAAAGAUGAGUAGAGAGAACAUAUCUAUUAAUGAUGUGAUAUAAUAAUUCAUUGGUCAGGGAAUAUUUGAUCUGAAUUCCUUUUCAAUAGGUAAAGAUUUGGAUGUAUUUUCCUACUUCCUAUAUGUAUUCUCUUUAUGCCAUGCUAAUUCUAACCAGUUCCCUUCUUUUGAAAGCUUUUCUUUCUCUGCUUUUUAAAGGAAUGAUGGUGAUCAGCAGGCAUUAUGCAGAUGCCAUGCGCCUGAGGUUAUGGAGGGGAAAUGUCCCAUGACUGUAUGAAAUCAUUAUAUGCCCUAUUUUGUAUUUAUUGAAGUUUCUUUUUGUGGGCCAAAAAUAUGUUUGUAAUAUAUUUAGUUUUUUUUUAAUCAUGACAAUUGAUUGGAAGAUUUAUUUUUUAAUAGCUUUGCCUUUUUUGCAGAUUGAGAAAUUUCUAAAUUAUAAAUUAUGUCACAAAGCAAAAUUAUAUUUGGUAUCACCAUAAAUUUCUAUUCUGAACGGUGAGAGCAGAUAAUUUGAAUAUUUCUCACCUGUGAACCUAUGUUAGUAAGCUUUUUUAUUUUAAUGUACUGUAAUGAAAUGAUGAUGAGUAGUUACCUCUGCUCAGAAGUGUCAUUUAGUUUGCUCCAGUCGUUUCGCCUCCCAUUCUAAUCCUCGCCGGAUAACUGUCCAUUCCCAGCAAUUUGGUCUAGUCUCCAUCGUGUACUAAUCCAAGGUUGUACCAGAGCAGGACACUAUCUUAUCGGCCCCCUUCUUUGACAGCAAAGGGAAAGUCAUGGGGAGUCGGUUUGAACUUUUCUGGCUAUUUGUCCCUCGUGGUAGCUGCUUAAAAUUCUUCAGUUAUCAAAACUGAGUUUGCAGUAAGUUGCACAUUUUAUUGUUCGCAAUUUUCUGUUUUGUGUGCAUUUAAAAGCCCUUUCCUGCUUUCUAAUAAGGAGGCACGAAAUGAUCAGGAAUGUUGCCAGUUACAGCUUCACACCAAAAACUUUUGAGUAAAUUCAUUUUUGUUUAGACGCCCACAGUGAUAGCUGAAGAAAGGGCACCCGUAGAAAGUACCAGUGUAGGUUUGAGGAAUUAGCAAAAAACAAAUUUGUCCUCUCAUUUCAUCUACUGCAAAACAAAUAUCCAAGCUUGCAAUUUGCUUUGCCCUUGCGGUUUCUUGCGAGUCCCUUUUUGGAAGACAGAAGAACAUCUGUGAACCCAGAGACACCUGUUACGUUUUUCUUUUAGCUGAUAUAGAGCAAUUCUCGUCUAUCAGUAGUAGGUUUGCUGUUAAUGUGUAGAGGAAGGAAUGAAUUGUCUUUUCCUCCAGAAACAGGAAAAUUAGUGUCUUUUAAAUAGCACUUACACUAUACUAUAAUAAGGCAAUACUGGAAUCAAAAACAGAUUGUAUGUAAGGUCCUAAUUAGGUGGAAGCUAGCUUUUUAUUCUAGGGUGAAACUCAUCAGAAAUAGUGGCAGAGAAGGGUCACUCUAUUUCUGCAGUUCUUUGGGACCAUUUAUAAAGGCCAGUUAGAUUGUGUUAAUGUGAUUUAAUUUACAGAGUUGCUGCAGUUAAUGGAUACAUUCUGUGCUCUGAGAAUCUGAAGUCCAUUCUAACGAAUGAUACUCACUGGCUGUGAUCUAUAGCAUCCGACGAAAAGAUGUGUUUUCUCUCCUUUACUCUCUCUACAUAAUUGUUAAUAUUAUUUUAAUUAAAGUACUUAAGACAUUGUUUUUUUCUCUGUAAAAAUGGCUUAGUAAUUUGCACAUCUGCGUAGGUUAUGUAGCUAGUAACAAUUCACAAUAGUAAAUAGCAAUUACACUUAACCCACCAAAUGACAGACUAUGCAAUGGAAAAAUUUUGUAAUUAUCGUCACAAAGCUUAUAUGGUGAAGGAUUUUUUUUUUUUUUUUUUCCCUCUAGUAACCUACCACGUGAGAUAGAACUGCUUUAUAAGUGACUUCCUGAGCAAUUUCAUGCUGGCAGGCAGUGCGGUGUGUCUAGUGUCCCUCCAUGAAAAGAUUAUAAUUUCCUAAGAAGCAAAUAGUAGGUAUGGAGAUAAAGUUGGAAGAUGUGUUUCUUUGUUUUCUUUUCCUUAAGAUUGUAGUUACUGUCUUGAGUGGUGUCAGGCUAAAGAAAGCUAAUACUUUAUCUUUGCCAAAUAAUUAUUUAUAAGAUUUAUUUCUUCAAUAAGCCCAUUUAUUUCUUUGAUAAGCCCAAUGUCUCAACUGCGAGCUAAGCCUCCUCACUUUCUGUGACUAACACUAAAAGCUAUUCCUUAUCAGAGCUCGUUCUCAGGCCACCAUCGCAACCCAGAGGCAAAGACAGUGCUUUGAUUUGGAAGGAAACGGUGUCUGUGAUAACGCGCCCGAUCUGUAAGCUUUCUUCUUAGGUGAAAGAAUUUCUGUUUCUAUUGACCAAUAUACCAUUCAGUUUUUUGUGUUUUAAGUAGGCUCCACACCCAACAUGGGGCUCGAACUCACAACCCUGAGAACACAAGUCGCAUAUUCUACCGACUGAGCCAACCAAGCACACCCCCUUCCAUUCAGUUCGUUGUAACUUGCGCCCUUACGUUUGUCGUCCUUCCUGCCCCCUUGCGAGGGGUUCUGGGGCUGCAUCAGCAGUGUUUGAGGCGGUCGCCCUUUCUCCGAGUUAGUUCAGUAGGUUGUUGUGGACUGGUAUUGCAAAAAGAUGAAGAUAUUGAUAACACUAAACUAAUUAAUCAGUUUCGACUGCAUUUGAGAAAUUUUUUUUUUGGUUGCUAGUUUUCAGGUUCUUCAACCUCUUUCUUUUUAGCCUUUUAACAUUCUACUAAGUUGUGUUUUUAAUCUGUUUUAUGUGGAAUAAUCUGAUCCAGUGGUCUUCUAAAUGGUCAACAGAACUCUGCAGUUGAAUGAGGCAGUUUAAAGGAUUCCUUAAAAGAAAAUGUAGUCAUACUGAACAGUCUUCAUCUGUAUCUUUUAAACCAUCACUAACACCUACAUCACUCCAAGGAUUUUUUUUCCCGAUGAGAAAUACAUUUCUUGGUGAGGUGGGAGGUAGAAGUAUACAUGUGAUAGAACAUCGAUUUUUUUUUCCCCCCUCUCGCAAUACAGUGAAAAUACGGAAUCUUCACUGGCAUUCUAUAGAAAGGUAAAACAGUUUAAUGACUUCUUAAUAUCUUGAGCCUUAUAAGCGUUCCAAUAUCAUACCCUGGAGGGAACAAGAAUCCAUGUUUAGUAGAUUCAAGUAACAUUUUAAAUGCUAUCUUUCAAAAAAUUUGACAUAAAAUACCAGUGAAGAACAUAUUUGGGUAUCUGUUAAGCAUUUCCCCCUGACUAGUGAGUUAGGAAAGAAAACCCAAAACACAAGUGAAUAAUUCUGUCUCCUAGUAGCCGGUGUCAUUAAUGCAAAAAUUGCGGGGCCGACUUAGCCUCAUUUCUCAAUAGCAAAAAUUCUCGUUCCCUUCACCUCUGAUUUCUGUCAGCUUUCCCCUCUCUGCACUGUGAUCAACAGAGCCAAUAAAGGACACGUGGCAUUUCGGAGAGAGAGCAAAUUUGGUGUGACUUUCUUGACCAUAAACUAGGUUCCCAAGUCUUGGGAAUGUCUGACUACUUUGAGUGGCAGAGUUUUUUGGUGAUCUAAAGUUGAGUCUGAAAAAGAAUGUUGCAAGAGAAAAGCUUUCUAACUCUUGGUAAGCUCUGUAGGGCAGCCCAGCUUUCCUCCCCUCUUCCCUCCUGCCUGCCUGCCUCCGCCUGCCCCCAGUUCUCAAGUAUGCACAUGUACAGCCUGAUCUGUCCUGAUCGUGGCCUGAGAGUACUAGGAGUUGCCUCUUGCACUUGUUUGUUGUUACUUGUGUGUUUAAGCUGGGGACCACUGAAGUAAGCUCUAGGUGCACCCAAAGUUCCCCUUGGAAAAAAUGGCAGUAUGCAGUGCGGAAGGUUCCAGUGCAGCUAGACGCCACACCAUUGCUUUUGCUCGGGGACUAGACUGAUUUGCCCUGAAGGGACUCCCCCCUGCCUGGUUCGGGCCCAGUGGGCUCCAGCAGAUUAGCGUGGAAGUGACAGGAAAUCUGGUGCUUGGAACAUUGUCUUCAUCUGCUCAGAAGGGUUGGAAUCAGUUCCUCGGCACAGUGAUCGUUCUUUUCGCUGUACAGUGUUGAGUAUGUCUCAGGGAUUCCUUGUGGAAAUUAGGGCAGUUUUUAAAAUAAGAAAAUAGUUUUAAAAGAAACUAAAGGUGACUCACCAUUGAAGAGAGCGCAAGAAAGAGAAAACAUUUGGUUUCAUAGCCCGCCGUGUCUUGCGUAGGACUCUUCCUUUUCUCCUUCAGGCUCUCCUCCGCUUCAGCAAACAGUCCUUUCCCACCACGCACAGCUUUAAAAGUUUUAUUUAAAAAUUUCCUUCCCCGAUGAGCUUUCAGAAUACUUAUUGUAGAUUUUAAGAGAAAAGGUAUAUUAAUUUAUACUAUUAACAUCACCUCAUAAAUUAUAAGUUUUAUACUAAAGCUGUAUUGAGUGUAAUGAAUUAUGUUGCCUAUGUGUUUUAAUAGCUUAAAAAAUUAUAUAUGAGCUUUUUUUUUUUUUUUUUUUUUUUUUUUUUUGACAAAACAAACUAGUGAAGCACCUUUUUACACUGGAUCUCUGCCGUGUCAAGGUGUAUAGCUAUCCUUUGCUACCUUGCAGAUAUAUAAAAUAAAAGGAUAUCCUGGGGCCUCAAAACGUAGAACACCUUUAGACCAUUUAUUACUGCUCAUAGAACUGUUGGGCGUCGUGUUUCUUUAGUAACUGAUCUGUGGUUUACACUUCAGAUGGCUAGAAGCUUAGUUACAGGGUAAAUAGAAAUACAUAGAUCAAGCAAAGCUCCCAACUACUGUAGCUGGAAUUUGUAAACUUAAGUUUUUAAGACCUCCUUUAUUUCCUAUGGAUUUAUUCUUUAAUUUACAGUUUAUUCUGUAAGUUGGGAAGUAAAAUAGAGAAAAUAAUAAGUCUAGAUGUUCUCAGUGUCUUAUUCAGGAACUUUUUAUCCCUCCUCACUAAGGAAUUCCCACUGUGACUUAAAAAUAGAAUUAAAUUACUCGUGUGCAUGUCUCUGUCUGUGUUUUUACACACAUGCAAAAAUAUACAUUGGGGGGGCACGUGUGUGGGAGAGGUGAAUGUGUGCUUAGGUGAAAAUAGAGGAAGGUAACAGAAUGUAUUGUAGAAAUAUGACUAUUUAGAGGGGGCUAUCAGAGUUAUUUUCUCAUUGUCUCCGUAGUAUAAAUACACCAAAUUCUUCAUUAUGCUAUCUUAUGUUAAAAGGCUAUCUCUGAUAUCAUGUGCAUUUUCUUUUAACUUUUGAUUAACUUAUAUAUUACGCUAUGUUUUUAAAAUGACGUGAGAAACAGCAGGUUCUAAGACCAGCCUCUCACCUUUGAGCAUAAAAAUUAGAGAGAGAGAGAGAGAGAGAGAGAGAGAGAUGCAAACCCAGACGUGAGCUGUGUUUAUCUACUGGGGUGAUGGGACCAGAUCCGUUGAACCUUUCUUUAUGUUAAUAAUAGAUCUCUUCAUAUUCUGAGUUAGAAAAUCUUGAACAUCUUUUCUUGGUAAAGUUAAGGAAAGUAUAGGCUCUUUUUAAAGAAUGCCAUUUUUUGAAGGGACUGCUUUGUUGAAAGAGUUGGUGGGAUCAUUUCACCAUGCAUAUUUCAAAGCUGGGAUGAUUUUAGUUAUCUCCAAAAAUCAAUUUUUUUUUUUUUUUUUUUUUUUUUUUUACUCAUUUGUGCUCUUCCUUAUGAAGUGAGUGUGCCCCCGGCCCCCGUAUUUUGGUUACGGGAAAAAUUAUGCUACCCUUGACUUUUACCUGAUUCAUAGGGAAUUUAAAAAAGAUACAUUCCUAUAGUUUGAGUUUUGUCAUUUUGCUAUACAUUAAUUACUGGCGUAUCUGAUGGUCUCAGAUAGCCCGAACUAGAGUUGUUAUUAAGUGUUCCAAUCACAUUUAUAUUUCAGAUUAAAAAAAAAAAUCAUGUACUUUGAAAUAUGUCAAAACAACUCCUGAUGCUACACCUGAAUUUGUAGUUCUCUUUGAAGCCUCAUUCAUCUUAGGUAUAGUCAAGACCUAGGAGAGCUUUACAUGUCGUUCCUUUUAUAGUUGUAUUUCUGCAUCUCCCAGUUUCAUUCACUCUUGCUUUAUGGAUUAAAAAAAAAAAAAUCUGCAUAUUUCUUGUACAUAUGCAUGCAAAUGAAAGAAGGGGGUUGGUUUUGGUGCCACUCCUCCCUUCAGUUACUGGUUAAUGGGAUUUGCUAGAAUAAAUUCCCCCUGAUUGAAGGGUGAAAAUAGACCCUUUUGUGUAUAUCUGUACAGAGAUGUGUAUAUGGGAUGUGGUGGCACUUUGCUGAAUGUGAACUUGCCUUGUUAAUGGAAAGAUUGAAAAGUAUUAUGUUUAUUUAUACAUUUGUAUAAAUCUAUAUAUACACGUAUGUAUAUGUGUGUGUAUAGAUAAAGCUAUAUACAUAUAUUUCCCUAAAUGUGUGUGUGUAAUAGAUAAACAGCCUUUGUGAAGCAAGAUUAUCCGUCCCUGGAAAACUCUGGGUUAUUCUGUAAGCAAGAGGAGGUGACAGUCUAGAGUACAUUAUCAGUGCAUCCUAAGACGGAAGUCCUUUGGAUGAUAGUCUUGUUCAUGGUUAUUAUAAGUGAAUUCCUGCUAGAACUAUUCGUACUUUCCAGUUCCACUAUUCUUCACCUUCAUGCCUUCUCCUAUCCAAGUACUAACCAGGCCCGACCCUGCUUAGCUUCCGAGAUCGGGCGCAUUCAGGGUGGUAUGGCCGUAGACUUUCACUGCCUUCUAAAUCAGUCUCUCAUCACACUUCAUUCGGUACUCCCUGCCCCCCCCCCCCCCCCUUUAUUAUGGCCUUUCUAGCCAGAAGCAUUUGGCUUAAGCAUAUUUCAUUAACUCCUCAGUUGUUUCUUUUAAAGAUCUUACGCUCUUAAAUUUUCCAGAAGAUGUAAGUUUUGGUAAUAGUUUCUAGAGUAGUUUUGAGGAUUGGGCAUUCGUCUUUGUCUCAAAAACGAGCAAACCAACAGUCAAACAAAACGCAUUUGAAAGUUUUACCUAGAUAAUUUUGGGACAUUUUACUCACAUUGGCAAAGAACAUAAUUACGAUUUUAUUAAUUGAUAACAGUGUUAGGUUUAUUUUCUCAUUUACCGUCAUCAAUUUGUCACUUAAAAAUUUGGUUUACUUUGUGUUUUAGCCACAAAUUUGCCAUUUUCAUUUUUCAUGGAAAGCGUACAAAGUCACGCAUAUGCCUCUUGAAUUCUCUAACUCCUUUUACUCAUGAUGAAACUGCUUUAAUGAAUUCUUACGUAAUGAGUUUUGCUGUAUUUCCUCUUGACUUUUUUUCACGUUGGUGACAUUCUGUUUUAACUUUGCUGCAGCUCUCUACAACACUUGCAUCCCUAUAUAUUGUGCCUUUAAAGCUCUUAUGCACACACAGACAAAAGUGUAUAUAUACAUGUUGGAGCAUGUGUACAUAUACUUUCGUAUAUACUCACACAGUAUGUCUCAUAUAUUGUGGGAGUGGAUAUAUAGAUAUUCAAAGGCAAUGAAAUGUUGCUUUCCAGAUAUAUAUGUAUAUAAAUAGUGUUGAUAUACUGUAUAUACACAUGUAUAUGUAUGAGUUUUAAAUGGCAAUCUUUUACAUUUAGCAAAAUGCUGCCCCUACUGGAAUAUUGUCACUGCAGUGGCAGUUGUAUGUAAUGAUUUAAAAUACAUUAUCGAAAAUUAUUUAAAAGAACAUUUAAAAGUCUCAUCUAAAGACAUCCACACAUUAUUUAUUUAUCUUCCUUUUCCUUUUUAUUGUUACUUUUUUUUUUUUUUUAACUGAAAGGGAGACUGUCAUUUUUUAAAAUGCCAUCUGUCCCAUAGGAGAAAGAGAGAGAGCGCUGGAGAUUCACUUGAGGAACCUUGUGCAUUUUUCCUCUCUCUCAAAUGGAGAUGUACCACAAACCAGCCUGUUUAUUUCAGUUAUAAAGCAAUCCUAACAUUUCCAUUAGUGUAUGUCAUCCACCAUCUUCUGGACCAACUUAAUUCGCCAGUCUGCCUCUUCCUUUCAUUAGUAAGUAAUGAUCACUGAGAUCAUUUUGCCUGGGGGGGAACUUAACUACUCUCUAGCUGCAGGGAAUUAUAUCACCUAAUUGUUAUUCUGCCUUGUUCAAAAUUCAACUUUGAGGGAAGGCAGCGCUCCUGAAGCUGUCUUGAGCAUGUUUUGCAUUUAUUUACUUAAAAGGUCUUCCCAGACAUUUUUUUUUUUCUCUUUAAAAGAGCUCCAAGUCUGCAUGCACUUGCCAUAGAUUUCUUAUUCCCCACAACUUCAGGUGUUUUCAUUAGUAUAUCAAUUUGACACGCCGAAUGACAGACUAUUAAGGAAAAAAACGUUGACUAUUUUAUUUUGUGAUGAGUUGGCAGCAGAUUACAUUUCAAGACCUCACAGAGAGAGGAACAUAAACAUAGAUGGACAAUCCUCCAUUGUAAGACGUUACAAAAAACGCAAAAACAAAAAACAGUGGAUUGAGAGUUCCCCUGAACACUAAAACAGAGAGGUUGGGGUUUGAGGGAUUUCAUGGAAUAGUUUAGCUGGAACUUGAUAUCAGAAGCAGCCUUUAACAGAAAGCCUCUUGGCAAUUGUAUGGUACUAACUGCAGUCCUGAGGUGUGAAUUGAAACCAAGUUGCAGUGGGAAAUCAGAGGUGAGGUGGUAACAUCUUUGAAUCCAGUAAGUGACAGGUUGCACAGUUGUAAAAUCUCUUCUUACCAAGUAACUGCACGGUAGCAAGGACUAGCGGUUCUCAAAGCCCUUCUUUUUCAGUGUUCUCAUUCACCUUGGCACACAAGUAUGUUUAACAGGCCAUACAUUAAAACUAUUUACAAAAAAAAAAAAACAAAAAAAAAAAACCUGCUUAAAGGGAACUUACAAACUGAGAAUCUUCUCUCUAUUUGCAUGAAUAGUGGCUAGAAGCUUAGUUAUAUGCACAAAAGCUAAGGGGCCACUUGUUUCUGCACAGACUAUAGGAGCAAGAUGAGGAGGUUGGCAGGUUUGGGUAAGAGCCCCACCCCCCCACCCCCAUCCCCCUGCUGCCCAGUUCUAACGGAAAAGCGUAUCUAUGGCAUUGAGUAUGGUAUUGCUGGGGGGGUGGGGGUGGGAACCACAUUUUGGGAGGCGAUGGGCUUUUGGUUUGUAAUUUCCCUUUAAACAUGAAGAGAUGGCUCACAUUUUCCAUAUAUAUCUCAAUGAAUGUACUGUAUUACUGUUUUAAAAAUUUGAUGAAAUAAUAAUGGAUUGGUCUCCUUUUGUUAUCUGGUCCUUGUUUAAUUUGUUUAAGGGUUUUUGUAUACAAAAGUUUACAUUUUUAUGUAUAUUUUUCUUGUGUAAAAACUGAUGUAAUAUGUGUAUAAAACACUGUAUGUAUUAUCUGUAUAUAGUGUGACAAAAUGAUUUUUCUUUCUUUCUUUUGGAUGUAUUAAUAAAUCUUGCUGUGAAGUA
Messenger RNA from Leopardus geoffroyi (Geoffroy's cat), 18272 nucleotides. It is a transcript of the gene INO80D, whose product is annotated as INO80 complex subunit D. Gene Ontology annotation, cellular component: nucleus. The record is from RefSeq and is a predicted model, not a curated record. Lineage: Eukaryota; Metazoa; Chordata; Mammalia; Carnivora; Felidae. The transcript is spliced from 11 exons. Bases 4166 to 7255 code for a protein of 1029 amino acids.